UUUCCGAUCGUGACCCCAAAAGCAUGAGCUCGCUCGAGUCGUCGUCGCCGUCGGCCAAGACGGGCAUGGUCACGCGCAUCGCCAACAUCAAUAAGAUGGAGCUGCCCAAGGUGCUACGCCUCAUGCGCCUCGGCAACGUUGGCUGCUCCAUCUUCCAGGUCUUCGCAGGUCUCACGGGCCUCACGAGCUUCAUUACGCUCAACAUCACGGGCACACUUGUCUCGAUCUACGUCAUCAUGUUUGGCCUCCUCUUCCUUCUCUUUGAGUGUCGCCUCAGCAGCAUGGAAGGACACAUCCGCCGCAACUUUGGCUUCCUCUACUCGUACAAGGGCCGCGCGUGCUUCAUCUUCUUUAUCGGGUUCCUCGACUUUGGCAUGAGCACGACGCUCGGUACGAUCGCCGGCGUCUUUAUGUGCAUCAACGCGCUCUUGAACCUCCUCGUGAUGUGCAAGCACCCGGAAUUCAAGUCGGGCCACGUGAGCCGCGACGCUGACCCGACGCUUGGCUACACAUCCGGCCAGCAAGAAGCGGCGGCCUACCUGAGCGCAAACCCCAACGUUGCGAUGCAAGCGAGUACGUUUGCGCUCUCGGCCGCUGCGCAGCCCAAGCCGGUGGUGUGAGGCCACGCGCACAUGGACGCCUCGCAUAAAAUCAAUAGUUUUAUUUUCUGCUUUAUGCAAAUUGCCAUCUACUCGCACUUGCUUUGCUUCCGGGAUACGACGUGGCUGCGCUCCGCAGUACCGGUCUUUACACCCGUUGGGCCGAGAGGGCGAAUGAGCCAGC
This is a messenger RNA of Saprolegnia parasitica CBS 223.65, 783 nucleotides long. RefSeq lists its product as hypothetical. The transcript has a single exon. The record is from RefSeq and is a predicted model, not a curated record. Lineage: Eukaryota; Oomycota; Saprolegniomycetes; Saprolegniales; Saprolegniaceae. The coding region runs from base 24 to 620 and encodes 198 amino acids.